CAUGCUGGCAGUGAUGCUGAAGAUCUGCGUCUUCUUUCCCAGCACAACCUCCGAGAUUUGGCAGCAUCAUCUUUCAUCAUCGCAUUAUUGAUUAUUGAUUAUUCCACGAGGAUGGCGUCCAAACACGUCGGCAUCUUCUUUCAUCUUCUGCUCUUCUCAUAUCAAACCUCCGCUUUUCCAACCCCGACACCAUCCGGCGAGGAUCAAUUCUUGUAUGAUGGACUGCUGACAGGAGAAAGAUUACCUGAAGAGCAGAUUGCUGAGGCGGACAAUGUGAAAGCUGCAGUACAGUUGGCUGAGAGGAAGCAGGAGGACCAGGAUGAGGACCAGGAUGAUCAGCUUGUGGUCCUCAGCCAGAAGGUGAAGGACCAGGAUGAGGACCAGGAUGAGGACCAGGAUGAGGACCAGGAUGAUGAGGUUGUGGUCCACAGCCAGAAGGUGAAGGACCAGGAUGAGGACCAGGAUGAGGACCAGGAUGAGGACCAGGAUGAUGAGGUUGUGGUCCACAGCCAGAAGGUGAAGGACCAGGAUGAGGACCAGGAUGAGGACCAGGAUGAGGACCAGGAUGAUGAGGUUGUGGUCCACAGCCAGAAGGUGAAGGCGGUGAAGCAUCACUUUGUUCCAGAUGACUCGGAUUCCACCAAGAGUAGACGUCUGGCGCAGGACUAUGAUUCUACCAAGAACGCCAUGGAACAUGAUGAGCCGGAGACGUUCCGUCAGGUGGACGGUUCAAUGCUGACCUCGGAGGACAUCGUCCAGAAGAUGGCCAACAAGAUCUACCAGGAGGACGACCGAGGCGUCUUUGACAGGAUCGUUUCCAAGCUGCUCAAACUUGGCCUGAUAACAGCAAGCCAAGCAGACACUUUGGAGUACCAAGUAGCCGAGGCUCUGCAGGAUCUCAUCAGCAAAAAUGCCAAAAAGGAGGUUGAAGAAAGCAAGGAGGAGAUCAGAGAAGUGAAGGACAAGCAGGAACAGGAUAAAUGGAAGUCCAAUGAGGAGGAGGAGGAGGAGAAGGAGAAGAAGGAGGAGGAGGAGGAGGAGGAGAAGGAGAAGGUGAUGGAUGAGGUGGUCAGGAAGGCAGAAGAUGAGAGUGAAGACAAGGUGUGGGACAAAGAAGACCCAGAAGAUGAGAGUGAAGACAAGGUGUGGGGCAAAGAAGACCCAGAAGAUGAGAGUGAAGACAAGGUGUGGGGCAAAGAAGACAAAGAAGAUGAGACUGAAGACGACAAUGAAGUCCACCCAGAGGACGGUCUUCAGGACCUGCAGUACUUCCCCAACUUCUACCGCCUGCUCAGGAGCCUCCAUUCAGAUGAAGAUGCUGAGGAGAGAGAGACUCUGAUCACCAUCAUGAAGACGCUGAUAGACUUUGUCAAGAUGAUGGUCAAGUACGGCACCAUCACACCUGAAGAGGGCGUGGCCUAUCUGGAGAACCUGGACGCCAUGAUCGCCAUGCAGACUAAGAACAAGUUGGGAAAGUCUCUGGGACUUCAGGACUUUGCAGUUGGAAAGAAUUUGGACGAGGAUGACAACACGAAGGCCGAGGCUUCCAAGAUGCAGAAGGAGUAUGAGAACCUGGAGGACUCCACCAAGGAGGAUCAGCCAUCUACAAGUCAUACCAACGGGCCUGGCAAGUCGCAGACCUACUUGGAGGCCAUCAGGAAGAACAUUGAGUGGCUGAAGAAGCACAACAAGGAAGAAGGCAGAGAAGACUAUGACUUGUCCAAACUGAAAGACUUCAUGGACCAGCAAGUGGACUCUUACAUCGACAAGGGAAUCAUCGCCAAGGACGAGGGAGACACCAUCAAGAGAAUCUACAGCAGCCUGUGACCUCCUCCUCCAUCCCUAGAACCGUGACAUAAUCCCUAUCCCUAGGACCGUGACCUCCUCCUCCAUCCCUAGAACCGUAACAUAAUCCCUGUGCCUAGAAUGGUGACCUCAUCCUCCAUCCCUACUACCGUGACAUAAUCCCUAUCCUUAGAACCGAGACCUCAUCCUCAUCUCUAGCACCGUGACCUCAUCCUCCAUCCCUAUGACCGUGACCUCAUCCUCCAUCCCUAGAACGUGACUUAAUCCUCCAGCCCUAGAACCGUGACCUCAUACGCCAUCCCUAGUACCGUGACCUCAUCCUCCAUACCUAGAACGUCACCUCAUUCUCCAUCCCUUGUAGGGUGACCUCAUCCUCCAUCCCUAGAACCGUGACCUUAUACUCCAUCCCUAGAAUCAUGACCUCAUCCUCCAUCCCUAGCACGUGACUUCAUCCUCCAUCCCUAGACCGUGACUUUAUCCUCCAUUCCUAGAACCGUGACCUCAUCCUCCAUCCCUGGAACGUGAGCUCAUUCUCCAUCACUAGAACCGUGACCUCAUCCUCCAUCCCUAGAACCGUGACAUCAUCCCUAUCCUUAUAUCCAUGACCUCAUCCUCCAUCCCUAAAACCAUGACCUCAUUCUCCAUCCCCAGAACCGUGACCUCAUUCUCCAUCCCUAGCACCGUGACAUAAUCCCUAUCCCUAGGACGUGACCUCAUCCUCCAUCCCUAGAACGUAACCUCCUCUAUCCCUUCAACCCGACCUCAUCCUACAACCCUAGAACGUAACAUCCUCCUCUAUCCCUUCAACCUGACGUCAUCCUCCAUCCCUAAAAUCUCCUCCUCCUCUAGCCCUUGAACCGGACCUCAUCCUCCAUCCCUAGAAUGUUCUUCUCAAGGUUGAAGAAAGCUCCUAACGAGGCAGUAAAAUGAUUCCAAUUUGCACAAGUUGUAUAUUUUUGAAACACAUCCAUCAAAUUGUAUCAUCCCGUGUAAACAAACAUAUCUUCAAUUUUGUGUCUUUGAAAGUCCUUAUUGUUUCCCCAAAACAUCUUUGUGAUGACAUGCUAGCGUAUUUCCUGGACUGUAAUUAAACCUUCGUUAAGUUGAACAUUUCCAUCUGGCUCCGCAGGAGAUGAGCUUUUUCUAAAUGUAAAUAUGUCUUGGAAACCAUUAAAAGAUUGCAUUUUC
This is a messenger RNA of Entelurus aequoreus (snake pipefish), 2994 nucleotides long. It is a transcript of the gene scg3, whose product is annotated as secretogranin III. Gene Ontology annotation, biological process: protein localization to secretory granule. NCBI's taxonomy places the organism in Eukaryota, Metazoa, Chordata, Actinopteri, Syngnathiformes, Syngnathidae. The transcript has 12 exons. Bases 112 to 1827 code for a protein of 571 amino acids. Gene Ontology annotation, cellular component: secretory granule membrane. The record is from RefSeq and is a predicted model, not a curated record.